AUGUUGAAGGUCUGUGAGAAGCUUCUCGAGGCGGACGUCAAGAGCAAGCGGCACGGCUUGGUGCGAACCGAGACAGACUACCUCCGCGCGUUACUGGAGGCCAUGGCGGACAUGGACAUGGCGGUGGAAGUGGAGGCGCUCAAAACUCUGGGCGACGUGAACUUGGAGAAGGGACGUCGACUCCGCGGGAAAGGUGUGAAGUUCAAGGACAAGGCUAUGGUGUUGUACAGGGCCGCCUUGCUCAGAUGCCAAGACGAAGAUGUGGCAGGAAGUCUUGAAAAUCGUAUCCGUUACGCAGAGAAACUUAGGUCUUGCGAUGAUCACCUGACGGAAGGGGACCGCGCACUGGCUGAUGGGAAGCUGGACACUGCAGAAAUGAAGUUUGCGUCAGCCCUGAGACAGAUUCACGAUCCCAACAAACCAGACCGCAGCAGGGAGGCCCACUGUCUGCGCAGACUCGGUGACGUGUACGUCCAGAGAGGCAAGAGAACGGAAGAGGGGAGAAAAUUCACCCAGGCAGCAGCCCUGUAUAACGCAGCCAUGGCCAGAACAGACAAAGGUACAGACACAAUACAGGCAAGCUUACGGGACGCAGAGAAAUGGUUUCUUCAUCACACAGCACAUGUGGACAGCAACCAGAGUCUUCCUGAUUCGGCCAUGCUUCACCAGAAGCGACUAGAAGACUUGCGCGCGCGCGCCAAGUCACAGCUAGAAGACAUAGAUCAGAAACACAAUCCGUAUCGGUAUGAUGAAGAUGACCCUAAGAUGAUACCAGAGGAGGCUGAGCGAGCUGAAGCGGUCAAGACUCUGUUCAAAACCAUCGCCAAGGAUAGACAGACAUUUAUCCGGGCACUAGUUGACGAAUGCAUCGCCACGCUCGGCCCUCCUCCGUGUAGGUACGCUUUCAUCGGGUUGGGAUCACAGGCAACAGAACUGGUGACGCCGUACUCCGACCUGGAGUUCGCCAUUCUGACUGAGGAGGGGAAGGAUGAUGAUGAUGAUACACGGAGGUACUUCCUAAACCUUACCCACUACCUACACCUGAAAGUCAUCAACCUGGGAGAGACCAUCCUCCCAGCCAUGGCCAUCCCGUCACUCAACGACUUCUACUCCGAGGACCCGGAGAAAAACUGGUUCUUCGACUCCGUCACGCCUCGUGGGUUCUCCUUCGACGGCUUCAUGCCGUGGGCUUGUAAGACACCUUUUGGAAGAGACAGAACCAAGACGAAAGAACCGGUAAGUCUCAUCCAGACUCCUGCUAAGAUGGCAGAGUUUCAGCAGCUGGAGGUUGCCCUGGCAGAAGGAUAUCACCUGUCAGACAUCCUCCGGCGGUUUGCAUUCUUAGCUGGUGAUGAGCCCUUGGUGAGAGAGUAUCAGGAAAGGCUCAAUGAAGUCGUCACAAAUGAUCUCGUUUCCGAUUCCAAGUCCCGAUUUUCCGCCAUGCAGAUCCUUCAGGAGAACAGAGAGAUGUUGUCCGCCCGGGAACCCACCGGAGAGCUGCUCAACGUCAAGAAAGACAUCUACCGUUUUCCCGGCAUAGCGAUGGAGGUUCUGGCCCUGUGUUGUCAGGUGAACCUGGCUAGUACGUGGGCUGUGAUAGACAGAUUGAGGGAGACCGGACAGGCACAAGAAGAGAACGCCGCCCACCUCACGGUUCUGACCGGUAUCUCGGCAGAGCUACGACUCAGAACGUACAUGGCCAACGGGGGACAAAAGGACAAUGGAACCCCACACCCCGACAUUGCUGCGGCACUUUCAAACCUUGGAAAUUGCUGGAGUGAUCUAGGCGAUCACCAAAAGGCAAAAAGGUACUUCGAACAGUCAUUGAAAAUGAGAAAAACUAUCUAUGGAGAGACGCCACAUGAGCACAUUGCCAACUCACUUGGGAGCCUUGGAUACUCUUGGAGUAGUCUUGGCGAUGAAAAGAUAGCACUUGACUACUACAAGCAGUCAAUAGCUAUGUAUAAAACUAUCUAUGGACAGAACACCAUUCAUCCAGCCAUUGCUUUGGAACUUAAUAACCUGGGAUUGUGUUACAGCAAUCUCGGCGAUCAGAAGAAAGCGGUUAGUUGCUAUGAACAGUCACUUAUGAUGAAGAAAGCAAUCUACGGAGUGACCACAUGCCAUCAGGACAUCGCAAUGUCCCAUCACAAUGUCGGACUAACUUGGACUAAGCUCGGCAACCACAAGAAGGCAAUAAUCUACUACGAAGAGACAUUAACGAUGUUGAAAGCUGUCUAUGGAAAGAAAACGCCACACCCUGAAAUUGCCAUCGUACUUUACAACAUUGGGGAAUCUUGGAGACUAUUAGGCGAUCACAGAAAAGCCGUCAGCUAUUUUGAACAGUUCAUAGCGAUGAAGAAAAUCAUCCAUGGAGGAGACGUAGCGCAGCCGAAAAUGGUUAUGGCAUUCAACAACCUGGGAUCGUGCUGGAGUGAACUAGGCGAUGAGCGGAAAGCAAUCAAGUACUUUGAACGCUCGCUGAGAAUGGCGAAAACUAUAUACGGAGAAAACAACGCACAUCCACACAUUGCCAAGAUACUCCACGAAUUUGGGCAGGUAUGGCGUAAAUUCGGCUAUCCAGAAAAGGCUAGUGAGUAUGAGAAACAGGCACGGUGUAUGGUGAUGUGACUUCGUAUCAGUACUAGUGGCAAUCUACGACUCAAAAUCCGCCCGCAAAAGCUCAUUUGGUGAAGGUAUACAAAAAA
This is a messenger RNA of Branchiostoma belcheri (Belcher's lancelet), 2708 nucleotides long. RefSeq lists its product as uncharacterized. Lineage: Eukaryota; Metazoa; Chordata; Leptocardii; Amphioxiformes; Branchiostomatidae. The record is from RefSeq and is a predicted model, not a curated record. The coding region runs from base 1 to 2631 and encodes 876 amino acids. Gene Ontology annotation, molecular function: [protein-PII] uridylyltransferase activity; protein binding. The transcript is spliced from 4 exons.